AUGAACUCUUCAGAACUUGGCCUCACUGGUUUUAACGUUUUCAGAUGUGACAGAUCUUUGGCCACGAGCAAUAAGAUCAGUGGUGGUGGUACUCUCAUAGCAGUACGUGAUCACCUAGCAUGUCAACUUGUCCCCUUGCAUGCCUGCUCCUCGGAAUGCGUUUUUGUUACCUGUACUUCUGGAACCCGUCGCAUCUUGUUGGGCUCUGUCUAUAUCCCCCCCAGCCAGCCUGCCAUCGUCUAUGCCGACUUCUGUGACGUGGUGGAGGAUAUCCUCUCAUCUUCUAACUUCGUGGAUGAUGUGCUUCUCUUCGGUGAUUUUAACAAACCUGAAGCGGACUGGGGUGAGCUUGAUUCCUGCGAAGGCGAUUCCUCUUCAAACUACCUACGCAACUUAGCUUAUACUCACAACCUCUCCCAAAUCAACAAAAUCCGAAAUCGCAGAGGUGUCUACCUGGACCUCAUUUUUUCAUCUACUCCUACAACUGCAGUCAUCCGCGCUGACGACCUUCUUGUUGCCGAAGACAUUCAUCACCCUGCGCUCUCCUGCUCAAUCCUGCUGCAGAAACGCUCAGCCUCGAGGGACGUCAGGAUCGUACCUGACUUCAGAAAAUGCAACUUGGACGCUGUGUUUCGUGAUCUGCAGAACGUUAACUAUCCUUCACCUUCUUCUCUACCUGAUGUCGAAUCUGCCUUCUCUGACUUCUGCGACCACCUUGGCUCAAUCAUAUCUCAACAUACACCCACAAAACAGCUUCAAUCCUCAAGCUUUCCUGCCUGGUUUACCGAGGAGCUAAAACGACUUGUCUUAAGGAAGAAGGCCACCCAUCGACUUCUUAAAACCUCAGGAAAUCUUCGUCAUCGUGAAAGUUUUCGCAAUUUGAGAAGCCAGUGCAAGUCUUUAGCCACCAAGUGUCAUCGAGACUACUUAAAAAGAAUUGAAGACGACAUUCCUCAUAACAUAAAAUCUUUUUGGUCUCACGUCAACAGACUCAAGAGCAGUCCAUCCCCUGCUGCUAAACUAUCAUUUGAUGGUAGAGAAGCUGAGUGUGCUGCCGGAAAGUGCGAACUAUUCUCAAACUACUUUUCAUCCGUCUUCACGGAGAACCAAAUUCCCUCGCCUGUCUUCGACUUUGGCUGGAACUUCUCCAUCACUAAAUGUGUCAUCACAGCCUCAGACGUUCAACUCAAACUUGCCUCGCUUGACCCAAAUAAGGGAGCCGGUCCUGAUGCUAUUCCUCCGUGCGUUCUUAAAUACUGUGCCCCUAUUUUGGCUCCUCAUCUGGCUAUCUGGUUUACAUCCCUGCUCUCACUUGGAAACUUCCCAUCGGCCCUUAAGCGUGGCUUUGUCGUCCCCAUCUUCAAAUCUGGUGAUCGUUCAAAUGUCAGAAACUAUCGGCCCAUUGUCAUUCUCUCUGCUGUUGCCAAGGUGUACGAGAGCAUUGUUUUGGACUACCUCUAUUUUCAUCUCCGUAAAUGUAUCUCCUCCUCUCAACAUGGCUUCCUGCGCUCACGCUCAACAGUGACAAACCUGAUGGAGUUUCAAGAAUACGUCAUGGCCGCUUUUGGCGAUGCUCUCCAAGUUGACUGUGUUUACCUUGAUCUCUCCAAAGCCUUUGACAAGGUCAAUCACAACAUCCUUGUGGCAAAGCUCGCCGGAUAUGGUGUGGGGGGGCCCUGCUUGAGUGGUUAA
Molecule: messenger RNA, 1692 nt
Organism: Macrosteles quadrilineatus (aster leafhopper)
Lineage: Eukaryota; Metazoa; Arthropoda; Insecta; Hemiptera; Cicadellidae
Exons: 1
Coding region: 1-1692 (563 amino acids)
Molecular function (GO): catalytic activity
Source: RefSeq, a predicted model, not a curated record